GCGAAACUUCAGCUUCAACAAUAUGGACCCCAUCUUCCCCUGAUCGUCUCCCUAUGAAACUUUCGUAGAGAGAGAUAGAGAGAGAGGAGACGUCCUCAUGUCCAGUCCUUUGAUCUGCCGGUCAUGGCUCCCUCCGCAACCUCGUCUUUGUCGCUACGCCUCUAGCUCACUACCGCCCCGGCUGGUGACCUUUGAUAAACUCCUGCGCCAUAUACGAAGGUCAACGCCGCGGCCGGAACCUUCGGCGUCUCAAUUGCUCCGAUAUGCUUUAACGGGGACUCUAAAAACAUCAUCCAACAGAUAUUUCUCCGAGACUCUCGAAGGAUAUAUGCUCGAGGCAUUCUCUAACCCGGAUUUGCCUGAGACUUGGACCAUUUUCAACACAGACCCCUCGAAACGCAAAAGCCUCAAUAGACAUUUUACCGUUGUUGAUAGAAUUGACCCCAAAUAUUUAAUGGUUCCGACGGAAUUGCCGAAAUUCGAAGCCAUUUGUGAAAAAUAUAUUUUCUCUCCCCAGGUAGCCCGCGAAUACUGGAAAUCCGAUGAUGCCAUCAUCGGCCCAUUGACGUACUCUGGCAAAUCUGAAGACCUAGCCAGAGUUCUGUCAACGGUGAAUGCCCUUGUUGCAAGAUUUACCUUGCUGAAGGUCAGAGUACCGAAACAACUUCAUAUCCUUGGCAUGCACGCCGCUGCUCAACAUUUUUCCGCACCAGCGCUUCGGUCUUAUCUCCACAGUUAUGUCGCUGCUGGACAUGGUCCACUACCUAGGAACUCGGCUAGAAGACUCCUCCGCUACCUCUACUUAUCAUGUCAAAUGAGUAUUUUUGAAAGCCCUAUGAUCGAUUUGGGUCCGAUGCGAGAACUUGUCACUGGUUUAGACGAGUAUGGUUCGGCAAUACAGCCAAGCCUAUUUUCCUUGCUCUCUAUGUCCGGUUAUGUUCGCCUACGUUAUAUCUAUAGCUACUAUUUUCAACUUCUUGGGAUUAUCGGAGGCUCUAGAAGAUUACUAGACAUCUGGCCUACAGUUCGGGAUAGGUUCACAGAGAGUCCAUCCGAUCGCCAUGUCCGAACCUUUGUAACGAGUUACCUGGCCGCCCUUCUCAGAUCGGGAUUCGGUUACGAAGCGGCUUAUUUUGCAGAACAAUUGUCGGCCAUUUCCAAUCUAAACGAUUUUUUACCGGCGUCGAUGUGGAAACAAUUGCUUGAACAGGAAAACAGCGAGGGGUUACUGAAAUUGGUUUCAAGCCAGACGAUGAAUGUGAUCAUGGUUGAAGCGCUCACUUCCAUGGAAACUAGCCUUGGUAUCACCUGGGAUCCUGACGGCGGAGGGCGCCAUCUUAAGACAACUGAUACGGAUCCAUGGUGGGAUCAGUGGCCUGCGGAUGCGAUGCUGCCAAGCCUCGACUCCGAUUCUAACAAAUCCGGCUCAUUAGGUUGUAUAAAGCGACUCUUUAGAGAAAUAGAACUUUAUGGUUCUUCUAGAUCGACCAAGGAGCUUGCGAGGGUCGCUAACCUAUUACAUGAUUUUGAGGGCAUCGAAGUUCCCCUUGGUUCUACAAAGGAUUACCUAGGCCAAGUUCACGAGUUUGCGUGGCUGCCCCAAUGCUGCCCCAUUGAGUUUUCCAAUAAUGUUCCGCCAUCACCUUACAAUAUAGCUGGCCCACAAACUCCAUCAUCAUUGGGCUUAAUCCGUGCUUUUCACGAUAUAGACGGCAAACCAAUUCCAUUGAGUAUGAGAAAGCUUUAUCUAAUGCAGCUCGGUUACGUCUGCGAGAGAAGGCGAGGCUCUGCUGAAGGCGGGGUCAACAGUACAACUGGUGAUAUUUCGAAGUGGAGAGACACGGGGCAUAUUAUCUGCUGGGAUCGGUUACAUGAACGCCUCAUCAUGAUCUUUCUUGGAAAAGGCUGGGGGACUAUUGAUCCUGGCUUGUAUCCCAAGAAUUCACAUCUAUUACUCCCAUCUGUUGCCACACUCCGCCUGAAACUAUCUCCUGAUUUUCAGUCCGAGUUUUCUGAAUACUCUGGUGCUAUUUCGCCUAUGGAAACUCGUUAUUGGCUAGACGUUGACCCUGCCGCUUACCUUGACUCAUGAACGAGCCCUGGCUGCUCAUACACUGGAGGCUGCGUCCCUUGAUUCAGAUACGGCCUACCCUCGCUCAAUUCGGAAUUUUAGACUGAAAGUCACCUAGGUAAUUUCAGCAUCCGCUUCAUUAUCACCUUCGACAGCGUGUCAAUUCCCCAAGGGAAACUGAUUAACAUGAACGCAAUAUGCUGUGUGUUGAAGCGAAGUUACCAUCUCCAUCCAUUGGCGUCCGAUCCGGAAAGCGCUCUACGCCUACCAUGGUUCGCUUCGUUCAUCCCCAAAUCAUAAAUUGCAUUUCAAGAAGGUGCAAGGAGAUGCAAGAUACAAUUCCACCAUCGAUUCUCUGGUUUAUGUCGGUCACCAAUCAAUUCUAUGUCACCAGAAUUGUGAAGUUGAUACGUAUCAACAUAUAUUUUGGAGGUUUUUGCUGUCUUUAACCGUUGUCUACAUGUCUAUAUUUUGUAACUACCACCACAGCGUCAUGUAUACCUAGAUAUCCGAUAUCCAACUUUGCGGCUAUGGAUACCAUUGUAAUGUAGUAUAGAUUUGUUCGUUGUAUGUAUAGUAUCUUUUUGCUUUUCUUACACAGACACGUGCCUUAACCUUUUGCUUUCCGGCUGGGUUCCGGGCUAGAAUGGUAGCAUGGCAUGUAUUAUAUUUUCUAGCAUUUCUAGGCCUUUUCAUGCAUUGAUCUUCAAGACUUUAACUGCAAUUUGCUUCAAACGUGUUUAUAUUUGGGCAUCAUACGAGAGUAUCGAAGCCACUCCCCAGACGCUUCUACAGUCGUGCAUAUCUCGAGGUUGCUGCUACAAUACAUCGCAUCUUGCAGAAUUUCUUUCCAUCCUCCUGCAGCCCAUGCAUCGCUAACUCUCCAAAAGGACUGACCAAUUGGAAAAGCCUGAAAUUAGCUCAAUGCAACUUCGUUCAUUGGCAGUAAAAAAAAAAAAAAAACGAAGCGAAGAGGCUGGGCUAGGAAACUGGGGGUUACCGGCCCUCAAUACCUCUCCUGGAAGGUUAGGCAAAUCGGCGUCUAGCGUUCAGUUGGAUGGUGGUUGAAAUAGGGUCGUGGACAUUGCCGCCAUACAAUUGACGCACACUGGAGACAUUCCCGCACGCACGCACAUAUUGGCCCUAGACUCUCGGGAGUCCUAGCCGGUGUCCAUGAGCAUGCAAGAAUUCGCUCCACCUUCAAAAACUAUCAUAUGAGCGAAGAGAGACAGUGCUUCCACGUGUAUCCAGCUACUAGAACAGCACGCAGGGAUCUCCCAACCGCUUACACCGCUAGAGAUUGUUAUCACACAUCGAAGGACGCGCCUCCUGGUGCCCCCUCUUUUGACAGGAUUAAGACAAGACCCUGCGCACAACUUGCAUGGAAUGUGACAGCUCAGCUCCUGUUAGUUCCUGGCAUGGACGCCUGCUCGUUCUCCCAGAAGUAGCCUCCAGGGCUGUUAUGAUGGUUAAUCGCUACAAAAUAUAAAUAGGGCACCGAUAACUUACCGAAGGGGACGCAGGAAUGGAAUGCAAUGCAGCCCAAGAGCCUGGGCUAUUCUUAGAGGAUUACUUGGCGACUGCUUGGUGGAGGGGGAAAUAAAAGAAAGGCAAAAAGGAAAAAAGGAAAGAGGACAGCGGUGCCUCAGUUUUUGGUUCCUUUCCGAGUUCUCGGCCUCAGGACAUGGGGGCCGCAUUUUCAACCUCAGGCAUAUCCGCGGUGGCUCGAGGAAGUUGCGUCACAGUCCCACACGUCAACUCAAGCGUGGCUUGCUGGCUCCGAGUACAGGCAAGUAAAAGAUUGAAUCUGCUUUAGGCUCGCCGCUGUCUAACGGAUGUUGUACUCCGUACCAGUCAAAGGAUACAGCGCAAUGUGGCGCUCGAAGAAAAAUACGCCACGUUUUGCCAGCUAAAAAUGCUGUUUUCGAGGUUCAAGCCAUCAAUCCUUUAGACCCCGAAUUCCACAUGCUCAGCCUGUGGAAUUGGUCCACGCCAUUAUUGGAUGAACCAUAGUAUCUUACACCAGCUUGUGAGACUUGGUCCUCGCCGUCCAUUUUUAACGGCUAGUGUCUGGGAGAGGUGAAAAACACACAAAUGUGCAGAUACUAGCUUCUACAGAGGCAUGUUAAAGCUUAAGUAUGGAGCUAUUAGCAAGGCAGCUGAUCAGGUUCACCGAUUCAGGGCGCAGUUGGGGCUAUCAAUUUUGAACAAUGAACGACAAGAAGAUGUCUCCAGUCUCUUUUUUGUUGGGGUCUUGCAGCUGAAAAUGGAGCCAGAACAGCGAACUGAUCCUGAGCUUUCUCCGGCUUCCGGCUCUCUGCAUUUUAUUGUGGGUAUUAUUUCAAGAAGGAAGAUAUAUUUCUUUUGUCUAACUUCCUAAAUACUACUCCUUCCGCGAAAUAGCACCCUGAAAACAGGCUGCUCCUCGCUUGGGAAACAAGAGACGGUUGGUUAUGUCUGGGAUCUGAAUAGCACUCAGAGAUUCCGCGAAGCAACCACCGCCUUGGAUCAGCUAUUUAACUCUCGCUACAUUGGUUAUACUUCUUUUUGCUAUUUCGGAGCGCGGGUCCUCCGCCCCGACCUUCCCUCCAGAGUGACUUCGAGAGAUAGCCAGAGUUUGACUAUCUCCAUAUGUCAUAUCGAUGCACACCACUCCGUACUUAUGUAGCUGUGGACCAGCUCCUGCCAACUAAAUUCAUCAUCAAGGUACCGUCGCCUUAACCUAAAAUGAGGUCUACCACAAUAACUAUCUACUCGGGAAGUACUCUAUAGACUUGGUGACUGACAGGAAAAAAAGCAAAAAAGGAAAGGGAAUUCGGAGCUAAGAUAUAGUUAACGAGUGCUAGACUUCUUUGACUUUCCAGAUCGAUCGAACCUAACGAGAAUGGCUAACAGUGGUGAGCGAAGACGCCGAAGAGGCUACCGUUCUUCUGCCUUAUUCGUUGAGAUGAUGUUGCCUAGCUAUUCGGUAUCGAUGAUUCGGCCUUCAUAUGAUCUCCCGCAACUUCACCGUGCUCCUUUGGCUCAGACCCACCAGCUCGUGUUUAGCUUUGGAGGUGCAUGCAUAUGAAUCCAGCUGAGAUGCUCCCGUCAUAUUCCAUUUUAAUAGUUGCUCAGCCUUCCAACCGAUGUCGGCAUGGACGGGAUGAGGAUAGGCUUACUCCAGUUUGCUUAAUAUUAUUGAUAUUACUAUCAUUAUGUCUUUGUUGAUUUUAUCGCGAUUGGAGUUCGAAUCCGGCAUGAUGUAUAUUUUACAAGUAACACGUGCGGAAAUCCAAGAUUGGGAUCUAUUAUCCUGUAUAUAAAAGAAAGUCCUUAUCACACUUAAACCCCAGCUUUGGUGACCCGA
Molecule: messenger RNA, 5420 nt
Organism: Blastomyces dermatitidis ER-3
Lineage: Eukaryota; Fungi; Ascomycota; Eurotiomycetes; Onygenales; Ajellomycetaceae
Exons: 1
Coding region: 98-2092 (664 amino acids)
Source: RefSeq, a predicted model, not a curated record